AUCUAAGUAUUAUAAAUAUAUUUAAGUAGCCUUAAAAUUAUUUUUAAAUACACAAACCAAUAACAACAUAUCAUUUAUUUUUAUUUUCUUCUUUUUGAGCCCAUUUAACAGGUUAUAUAUAGUAAGAAAAUUAGAGUUUUGUCAUUAGAUUUGAGCCAAAAACUAGGGUUUUUGUGGUUUUCGCUGUGGUAUUGGACGAUAGUUGAUCCAUGACUACACCACUUCCCGAAGACAUUAUCAUUGACAUCUUAGCUCGUGUACCAAGAUGUAACUAUCCAAAACUUUCCCUCGUUUGCAAGCACUUCCGGUCACUUAUUGCAUCGCCUAAUCUCUUCGCUGUACGAUCAUUGUUGGGAUGCACGGAACUCUGUCUCUAUGUUCUCCUUUACAACAGAGAAACAGACGGAGAUAAUGGCUGGUAUAUUCUCCGACAAAAAAACAAAGAUAAUACCCGCUUGGUCCGUAUCCCUUCGCUUCCUGUUGCGCAACACUAUGCCGCAAUGGGCUCGAAGAUAUACGUGUUUGAUAGGACUAAAGAUGACGGUGUGACUACUACAAAUGUGUUAAGCAUCGACUGUAGAUAUCACACGGUGCAACCUCUCCCGAGCAUUGACGCGAGCGUGUAUACUACAGUCGCUGACGUCAUCAGUGGGAAAAUCUACGUACUUGGAUAUCGUAACACUAGCUCGAAUAAGCUGAUGGUGGUGUUAAAUACAGAAACAGAAACGUGGGAGCUUGUGAGGACAAUGGCAGACACGAGGGGUUAUUACACGUGGUCAUCUAGUUUUGUGAUGAUGGAUGGUAAGAUGUAUAUGUUAAGUCCUGAUGGCAUCUAUGUUUAUGACCCGAAAGAAAGUAGAUGGGAAACGGAUCACGAGAAGCUGGAGUUCUGGGUGAAUAAAGGGUGCGUCCUUGAUGAUGUGUUUUACUGCUAUGAUUUUUAUGUGAACUCUUUAAGAACGUAUGAUCCAAAGCAAAGGCGCUGGGGAGUGGUGAAAGGUGUGGAACAACUGUUGGCUGAGACGAAAUCAUGCUCACACUUUUCAUGGACUGAAAUAGUGGGUCACGGUCGAAAGCUAGCUUUGUUUUUUUCUAAAGAAGAAGUGACAAGAGGGAGAUGGGGUGCGGAGAUUUCACUGGAAAGACAAGAGAUAUGGUGUGCGGAGAUUUCACUGGAAAGACAAGAAAAUGGAGAAAGGAUUUGGGGUAAAGUUGAGUGGUGUGAUCAGGUUAUGGCUGCUGGACAUUUUGUCGGUAGCAAAUGUGUUGCUGUUAUGGUUUGAUUCAUGAACUCUCAUGUUUGUAUAUUAUUUUCUUAGUUAAAAUAAUGCUACAUUUGGUUCUGUGUUUCAGUUUUUGUUUUGAAUAUUCGUUUUGUGCAACUGAUUCAGGAAAUUUUUUAUUAUUCUUGUUUUAUGG
Molecule: messenger RNA, 1419 nt
Organism: Raphanus sativus (radish)
Lineage: Eukaryota; Viridiplantae; Streptophyta; Magnoliopsida; Brassicales; Brassicaceae
Product: F-box/kelch-repeat protein At4g38940-like
Exons: 1
Coding region: 210-1283 (357 amino acids)
Molecular function (GO): protein binding
Source: RefSeq, a predicted model, not a curated record